Messenger RNA from Fusarium subglutinans, 561 nucleotides. RefSeq lists its product as uncharacterized. The record is from RefSeq and is a predicted model, not a curated record. The coding region runs from base 1 to 561 and encodes 186 amino acids. The transcript is spliced from 2 exons. Lineage: Eukaryota; Fungi; Ascomycota; Sordariomycetes; Hypocreales; Nectriaceae.
AUGCGCCGCCGAAUGGAACAAUUACCGCUAUCGAGAAUCUCGGCUUUAGAAGCCGAUGCUGAGUUUGAGCGCAGACCCCAAACCGAGAUGGAGAUUUGGGUCAAACACUCUCUACACACUUGUCGACUAGGCCGAAAAAGAAAGAAGUGGCAAGAAUAUGCUGUCCCCCUCGCCAAGACCGACGACCUCGUCAUGACCGCCAUAGCAUUACUUUAUUCGAGCCAUAUGAACUUGACGGGCACCGAGGGAUUCGCUCAACCAUAUCAGAACCACUUUGCAAAUCUUUUUGCCAUAAGAGAAAAGAAGAAUCUCUCCACAGCCGAUGAAAACCUCCAGACUCUUGUCGCUCUGCUUGUCGUGCUUCUCUCUCGGGUUGCCGGUCCUGAAGAGAUGUUUCUACAGACUGAAAUCAAGUUGCUUGCGAUGAUGAUGCGUCUUGAUCCAAGCCCUAAUGCUUCAAGCGUAGACCACACAGCCAUCAGGCAAUGGAUCUUUGCAGAGGCCGGGCUCAUGAAUGAUGUAAGGGAGAAUUCUCUCGGAGGGGACCGGAGGGAACGGUAA